Messenger RNA from Magallana angulata, 1652 nucleotides. RefSeq lists its product as uncharacterized. The record is from RefSeq and is a predicted model, not a curated record. Bases 197 to 907 code for a protein of 236 amino acids. The transcript is spliced from 6 exons. Lineage: Eukaryota; Metazoa; Mollusca; Bivalvia; Ostreida; Ostreidae.
CGGUUAAAUCAGUACAAUAUUUGAGUUUUCUUUCAACUUUCUAAUAAACAAAAUGUAUUGAAGUCAGGUAUUUAAAUACCCUUGACAUUAUGCACGGAUGACACCAAACUUACCAGGAAGUUAAAAACCAUCUACAUCGAGUACCUCAAAAGAUCUACCCCAGGUUCAUUGCAUUAUCACAACCAAAGUACUUGUGAUGACUAGUUUAACCAUACAACUGUUGGUUUCCACCACUGUAAUCGUCAGUUUCUCAUUCUCCCAAGGGAACAGACAAGAUAGGGGACGCUCAAACUAUGCUGACAAGCAAUUCAAUAUCAAAGAGAUAAUCCGAUUUGGUGGGAAAAAAGUUGAGGUGAAAAGAGAGACAACCAAGAAUAAAGUCUCAGCAGACAAAGAUUUGUCAGAAUCUUUGCUGUCUCCACUGCUGGCAGAUGCCCACAGUGCUACUAGUUCGAAAAAUAUGGUGCCGUUGUCUGGCAUGAAGGGGUUGGUUAAAGCAAAAAACAACACAGGGACAGCCAUCGUUUGCGGACCAAAUGGUGCUCAUCUAAAUAUUUCAUGGGUACCAAAGGUGAUUGAUACAAACAAAUCCGUCAGGAUUUUCAUCGAUAUCACUAAUCCUAUUGACUUCAACUAUGGUCAAGUCCACUUAGAUGUCUAUAUUGAUGGUAGUCCAAACCCAAUUUUUUCAUUGGCUGCAGACUUCGCUUGCACUGAUAUCAAAAGUGUUGACCCCUUUACAUCAUGUCCAUUGAAAAAAGGAGAAAAACUUUCUGUUUCUCGUCAUUACCACAGUUUAGAAAAAAUACCUGGUGGAUAUUACGUUAUUGUGGCAAAAAUCGUUAGUUAUGAAGGAAACCGACACCCUCUGUUUGCCUGCUUGAACUUUACAUUACACGUCAUCUAAUCCAAACAUUUGAUUUCCAGUUCAUCAUCAGAAAUAGUUGGCCAAUUGUAGCUACACUGACAUAUUUUACUCACAUAUCAAAGAAGAAUAUUUUUAAAGAUUUUGCCGAUAUUGAUUCAACACUAUCAGGAUGCUUGUAUAAUAACAUUUUUCAAUAUCAGAUAUUGUACCAUUGCAAUUUUUAGACUACUUUAAAAUACUUUUCCUAAAUAUUUCCAUGAUAUGAUGUAUUUUGAACCCCUGGAGAUUCAAUUUUGAUGUGUGGGUAUGAAGAAUUUUGAUUUUAUACUUUAUCAGUAUAACAUAGUAUUACAUGUAUCAUGAAUUGUAUCAUUGCAAUUCUUAAGAGGAUGUUUUUAAAGAGUUUCCUUCUAUUUCUUAAGCAGUGAAAAACUUGUUCAAUUUACAAUUGACAAGGAAGCUUUGUCGAAAAUGAUGAUAGUUCUGAUGCAGUGGUUCUUGCAAAAAUGAUUCAUUCCGUAAGUAUGAUUUCUUUAAUGGGGAUGCGCGUUUAUCUUGUACAUGUAUAUCUGAGAAUAGAAAUGUAAACAUUUUCUGGACUGGCUUUUUUUUAGUCAGAAACUGAACAAAACUGUUGCCAAAAGAUUUUUCAAAGAGCAAUAUGAGGUUUUGCAUGUUGUUUUAUAUGCAAAUUAGCCAUACAAAACCAGAACAACGCCAUCUUGAUAACUCAAAACAGCUGUAAAACUGUGCUGCUAUAGACUUAUUUGGAAGAUUUUAAAAU